UCGCCAAUGUGGGUCACUUCCUUUUUGCUAGCUGCGCGUCGCCAUGAUGGAGAUCGAAAAGGUGAACAAGACCAGUCGGGGCCUCGCCAAAGCAAAUCAGGAGCUGGAAGAGUCAAGGAUGGUCGCUGUCAGUGAUCAAGCCAGGACAGCGAAGCGCCUCUUGCUCGUCUCUAGCCAGCUCGAGCACACGGAACAGCAGCUGUUCAAUCUGACCAAGGAGAUCAAUGACGGUCAAAAAGACUCAGAUUUGCUUCGCGUCGAAAGAAUCAAGCGGGAAGCCCUUCAGGAGCGCGAGGAUGCUGGACGUCUUCAAAUCGAGGCACUGCAGGAUGAGCUCCAUGAGGUCCAGCGCUCAGAGCGAUCUCUACAACAAAAGCUCUUUAUCAUGCAGACAAAAUACGAGGCCAUCGGCAAGCGCCAUGAACUCCUGAAAAGACAGCAGCAGGAACUGGACCUCGUCAGGGAGAGCAGAGAGGCUCUUGCAUGGCUCAAGGAAACAACAGAUCGGUUGUGUUCACCACCCCAAGGAAGUCUCGGUCAGGCAAUUCAGCAGGAGAAGGCAUCACAGGGAUCGACACCCAUCAACAUAUACCAGACAUCUCCUUCCUCCUCGCCCCCGUACCACUCAGUCAUCACGGACCCACCACUGGUGGCCCAAAACCAACUCGUCUCCCUAAUCAAAGAACUCGCUACUGCUAAUUCGACGCUGCGGACAGAACUAGGUGAGUACCGCGACCUCUUGCAAGAUGCCAGGAACGAAGUGAUCAAUUUGCGUUCACAAGUCGAGGAUUACGAGCAAGGCCAUGCGUUUGAUUGUUGUGGCCAGGGCUUCUCAGAUGAUUCGCCUUCCGACAUUGCGGUAUCAAAGAGCACAUUCAAUGCCUUGGCCACGCUCGAUGUUGGUCUUCAGCAGUCAAAGGACCUUUCAGGUGAAUUGUCAGGGUCGCCUCCGCCAUACAUGACGACCCCUGUAGCGCCUCCGACUGAGCAGCAUCUGCAUCACCACUUUCAUCUACCUGGAGUACGUGGCAACAUAUUUGGUGAACUGGAGCGGCGCUACAACCAGGAUCAGCAGCAAGGAUCGUCUGCUAAGCGGCGACACAGACAUUCUUCUAAAAAAGAAUCACACGGUAGGCGCUCUAGUCGAGACCACGCUGGAACCUCGCACCCGAGGCAUAUACACGCACACCACACCCAUCACGAUGCACGAACAACAACGGCCACGGUAUCGACAUCAACAUCGACAUCAGAAGUACGCCGAGGUUUAGGACCCAUCCAAGGACAUAAGUAUGCUCCACAUUCCAUGGAUGAUGCAAAAGCCCGUGCGGACGACGGAGGUGAUGCUCAUUGCUCAAGAAGCCGUGGGAAAAAGUCGCUCUACACGGACGCGGACCUGGAUAUGCUGGACUCUGGCAGCGAUCGCGAUUUUGAUGACCGUAAAGUGGACGAGCAUUGGGACCCAGCAGAGCUCCACUCUGAAUUUGGAGACUCAGGAAGCGAUCAGGAGCCAGGCUUCGUCGCCAAGUUUGCUGAGGUAUGUGCUCAUAUGACCCUUCAUAUCGCUUUGAAUGGUUCUGCUCGAGCCUAGAAGACAUCUUUCGCUCACUAUUUUGUUUUUCUCUUCUCGAUCUGUCCCGCGCACUUAACUGCUUAGGCACUGUCGUCCCUGUCCUUCUUUUCAGGCCCACUCUCAGGAUCCGCGCCUUAACAUCUGGACUGCGGCAAAUGUACAAUACAAUAUAAUACAUACAUAGAGCAUUUGACUCUUCUUUAAAUAUACCCUUUAAACCCAAGA
Messenger RNA from Gamsiella multidivaricata, 1795 nucleotides. RefSeq lists its product as uncharacterized. The record is from RefSeq and is a predicted model, not a curated record. The transcript has a single exon. NCBI's taxonomy places the organism in Eukaryota, Fungi, Mortierellomycota, Mortierellomycetes, Mortierellales, Mortierellaceae. The coding region runs from base 44 to 1588 and encodes 514 amino acids.